AAUAUCUUUCAUCUAGUCAAGAUGGAUAUCCCAAUGUCUCCUGCAGUAAUAGGAAUGAAGAGAUAAUUCUUAAUAUAUUUCUAUAAACUAUAAUGCCUUGUGUGCCUACUGAACUUCAAAAUGAAAUUGAUUGUUUAUCUAACUUGGCCACCGUUUCGUGGGCCUCUGCUCCUGGAGCUGUAAAUUACACUGCAGUUGUAACUGGACCUCAGGGGGAGCAGUAUUAUUGCAAUACAGCCAAUUCAUCAUGCAGCUUUACACAACUCUCUUGUGGUCUUGUUUAUGAAGCCACAGUUGUUGCAGUGGGAAAGAUGUGUAGCAGUGACAGAAGCCCAUCCAUUGCGUUUCACACAGUUCCUUGUGUUGCAAGUGACCUACAGUGGCAGUUCCAGUGCGGUGCAGACCACGCACUAUUGUCCUGGAGUGCAGCCCUUGGUGGAAUAAAAUAUACAACUACUAUUAGAUCACAGGAUGGAGAAAAGAGUAACUGUAGCACAACAGACACACAAUGCAAAGUACAUGCUUUACAAUGUGGACAGGUCUAUACUGUGACUGUGGAUUCCUUUGGUGUUGUCUGCAGCAGCGAAUUCAUCUCUCCAGAAAUGAUUCACACAGGGCCCUGCAUCCCACAGGAUAUAGCAGGCUAUGUUGACUGCCAGGUAAACAGUGCUGUUGUGUCCUGGAGCAGUACUGCUGGAUCUGUAAAUUACACUGCACUGCUGUCCACACCAGAAGGAGAGGAACACACCUGCCAUACCACAUCUACCUCCUGUAACCUCACAGGACUGAACUGCAGUGCCAUAUACAACGUCAGUGUCACAGCCCUCAAUGACAGGUGUCAAACUGACAGCAGCCAUGAGUUCCAACUGGUUACAGCUCCCUGUGCUCCAAACGAUGUCCAUACAGAGAUAGACUGUACUACAAACUCUUUAGCUGUUUCCUGGAAUCAAGUGACUGCUACUGAGAGUUUCACUUCCUAUCUCAUUGCACCUCAUGGUGGGAACAGAACUUGUAACUCUGCACAAUCAAACUGCACAUUUCCAAGUCUCCCAUGUGGAUAUGAAUUUAUUGUUACUGUGUCAGCUACUAACAGUUGGUGUGGAGGAGCAAUGAGCCAAGCUGUGAACAUCUGGACUGCCCCCUGCAUUCCAGUGAUUGUGAACACAGCCUUGGACUGCAUUACUAACUCAGCAUUGAUAUCCUGGAGCCUCUCCCAAGGUGCAUUAAGUUAUAUGUCUUCACUGAUGGGAUCACAAGGAGAAAGAUACAACUGCAGAAGUCAGGGCACAUCAUGCUGGAUGAGAGAUGUCCCAUGUGGGGAGUCAUAUACUGUGGGGAUAUCAGCACAGAAUGACAACUGCAUCAGUAUAGAGCACACUGUCGCUGUGCUUGAGACAUGUCCUUGUGCCCCUCAAAACUUGUCUAUAUUUUAUCCCUGUGACUCUAAUGUGGUUAAACUACAGUGGAUGGCUCCCCCAGGCAGUGUCCAUUAUGAGUCCAGUGUAAUUUCAUCAGGCGGAGAGAUACAUACAUGUAACACAACUGACACAACCUGUGACAUUGGUGGACUGGAGUGUGGAGAGAUAUAUAAUGUGACUGUCACAGCCUUCAAUGAUCAGCAGAAUAACAUCAGCCUAAAGGAAGUGACAUUUCAAUCAGCUCCAUGUAUUCCUACAAAUGUGAGGGCAAAGCUACAUUGUGGAACCAGCACUGGAUCUUUAAGAUGGGAAACUGCACAAGGAAUUACAACAUAUUCUGCACUGGUGACAGGAAUAAAUGGAUGGAGUGGAAUGUGCACCUCAGACAACAUAUCCUGUGACAUCAGUGACCUUGAGUGUGGACAAGUGUACACUGUAACCAUCACAGCAUCUAACCCCCACUGCAAUAGCAUAGGUAGACCUACAGAAAUAUAUACAGCUCCUUGUGUUCCACAAAAUGUGAGAACAGUGGUUAUGUGUGGAACAAAUAUGACUGAGGUGUCGUGGGACAGGACACCAGGAGCGUUCAACUACACAGCAACAGUCAUUGGUGCCAAUGGAGAAGUAUAUUCCUGCACUACAGCAGAAACAGCAUGUAACUUUAAGGCAAUGGACUGUGGUCAGACCUACUAUGUUACAGUCGCUGCAUAUGGGGAACAGUGUAAAACUGAGAGUACAACUGUUGAAUUCCACACAGGUCCCUGUGUGCCUCAGAUAUUAAGCACAAUGCCUGAAUGUGCUGUGGACUCUAUCACACUGUCGUGGAAUGCUGUCUUGGGAGCAGAUUAUUACAUUGGAGCUUUAACGGAUAAGAAUGGAAAGACGCUGACUUGUAACACUACUGAUCAGAGCUGCAACAUCAGAGGCACAGAGUGUGGGGAAGCUUAUACUGAGACCAUAGCAGCACAUAAUGAUCAGUGUAGCAGCAAAGUCAAUUCCUCUUUCCUUCUCUAUACAGCUCCCUGUGUGCCCACUAAUCUAACCAGCUCUGUGACCUGUGAGACACAUUAUCUGAGUGUAUCAUGGGAUGAUGCCCCUGGAGCAAUUACAUACACAGUCGCAGCUCAUAGCGGACAGGAUGAGAUGUCCUUUAAAACCUCAAACACCUACUAUGAAUUUAAAGAUCUGUUAUGUGAUGAGGACUAUGAAGUCAUCAUUAGCAGUGACUCUGCAACAUGUAACAGUAUGGGGAACAGUUCUCUUCGUGUCAAAACAAUUCCUUGUGCUCCCAGUAUUUUGGCAGCCUAUACAUCAUGUGAAAAUAAUUCAGGCAUAAUACAAUGGGAUAUUAGCCGCAAUGCCAGAUCAUAUAUGGCUACAGUAGAAGGAGUACAUCUCUUGUCCUGCAACACAACUGAUACUGGCUGUGAGAUCCCCAAGUUAGAUUGUGGACAGAAUUACACAGUGACCGUUUGGGCAGAAGAUGGAAUAUGCAUUUCGCAAAAUAGUACAAAAAUGACAUUUAGAACAGUGCCAUGUGUAGUUCAGAAUGUUAUCUCCACAGUAAUAUGCCAGGAGAAUACACUCCAUGUAUCUUGGAAUGUCAGCUCUGGAGCAACUGCCUAUUUGGCUACAACUGUAGGAAGCCAGGGAGAUGUGGUUACAGCAGACACAGCAGAGCCUAACUGCCUGUUAUCCCCACUGCAGUGUGGGGAGGUUUACAGCCUGACAGUUUUGGCUAUGAAUGGUGAAUGUAACAGUUCAGAGAGUGCCACAGUGGAAGUCAUAUCUGCCCCUUGCAGCCCAAUGCAUCUUACUUCUUCCCCGGAAUGUGAUAUAAAUGGAGCAAUAGGUACCUGGGAACUUAGUGCUGGAGCAUUGUCAUAUAUUGCAGUAUUUCAUGGACCAGAUGGAGAUGUAGUCUCCUGUACGUCACCAUCUACCUCAUGUUCAGUAUCUGGAUUACACUGUGGACAAGAUUACAAUGUAACAGUCACAGCCUCUGAUGGCAGUUGUGACAGCGUAACAACAAAAGCAACAAUUGUUACAACAGUGCCGUGUGUUCCCACCAACAUUGAGGCCAGCACAGACUGCACUGCAUUGGACCUUAUAUAUGUGACAUGGUCUGCCAGCAGAGGUGCCGAGUCCUAUGUAGUGAUCGCAACAGGGACUGAUGGACACACUCUCUCAUGUAACACAACAGCUGAUACUUGUACCAUCCAAGGAGUGCACUGUGGAACAAAUUAUUCAGUCUCGGUUACAGCCUGGAACACUGGCUGCAGCAGUGAUACAGUCACCACAGUAGCUGUUGAAACAGUUCCCUGCACUCCUGAUAUGGUUGAGGUCGUGAUAGACUGUUUAACACAAGAAGCCAUGGUGUCCUGGCAAGAAAAUAGUAUCCACACAAGCAACCACACAGCAAUUGCCAGCGAUCCCUCGGGGAUGGAGCAGUCCUGCACUACUUUGUUCUCCUCUUGCCACAUUACUGGCUUGGAGUGUGGGCUGGAGUACAGUUUUCAGGUGUAUUCCUCUAACCGACAGUGCAGUUCACUAAAAAGUGUUACAUACAAAUCUAUGACAGCUCCAUGUGAGCCAAAAGAUAUUACUACCACUGCACAGUGUGAAAAUAGGGAGGCAUUCGUAACUUGGACAAUGAGCAGAGGUGCCAAAUAUUACAUUGCCACGCUGUCUGGAAAUGGGACAACCUUAACUUGUAAUACUACUGAUCCCGACUGCUCAUACUUGGGAUUGCAAUGCGGCCAAACCUACAAUGCUUCUGUAGUGGCCAUGGAUGGCAAGUGUACCAGUGUCUCCUCCAACACAAUCAUGCUUGAAACAGCUCCAUGCCAGCCCCAAGGCUUGAGCAUUGGCAUUGAUUGCAGCAGCCAAACAGCUUCUAUGUUCUGGGAAGAAAGUGAUGGCGCCCAACUGUACAGUAUACUCAUUGAAAGCAUCACUGGGACAGGAUCAUCAUACACAACAACCAAUAUCUCCUUCAGCUCUGAAGUUUUAUCUUGUGGACAGACUUAUGGUUUUUCUGUCAUGGCAGUUGGUGGAACGUGCAACAGCUCCAGAAGUCUUACCCUUUAUGAAAACUCAGCUCCCUGUACACCAAGCAAUGUCACAUACAUAAGAAACUGUUCCACUACAAUGGCUUUUGUCACAUGGUCGGCAAGUGAAGGUGCUAUCGACUAUCAUGUAACAGCCACUGAGUCUGGAGGAAUGCAGCUAUUUUGUAACAGCACCAAUAACACCUGCUGGCUAAUGGAUUUAAACUGUGGCUUGUCCUAUUUAGUUGAGGUGGUAGCUAUGGGCCAAAAAUGCAGCAGUUACUCCAGUUCUUCAGUGCUUUUGGACACAGCCCCUUGUCUUCCAAAUAAUACUGCAGUGCACAUGGACUGUGAAGCUAACUCUGCCAUCUUUUCAUGGGAGGCCAGCAGAGGGGCACUGGGCUAUCUUGCCUUGGUGAAAAAAGAGGAGGACUUUGUGUACUCCUUUGACACUGAAGAGACAAAUUGCACUGUCCUAGGUCUGAGCUGUGGUACAUCUUAUUCCUUCUCAGUGUUGGCUAAAGACCUGCUGUGCAACAGUUCCUUUACUGCUCCCAUUGUAUCUGGUCUGGUCCCUUGUCCUCCAAAUGAAGUGGAGACUUCAAUUUACUAUAGCAGUGUUAAGCAUCAUGAAAUAGAGGUAUCUUGGAAUGGGAGCCAUUGUGGCACAGACUACAUGGCAACAGUCAACGGACAAAUUGGAAAUGACCCAGAAUCCUUAUUUACUCUGAACUCUUACUGGACAUCAUACAUGGACUUUUAUAUCCCUGUGCCCUGUAGCUCAUCUUAUAAUGUUACCGUCACAGCUCAGAACUUGGCAGGAGCCAGCAUCCCAAGCACUCCCAUAGCAGGAUACACAGCUCCUUGCUCUCCUCAAGUUAAACCACUAGUAGUAAAUGAAGGAUCAAUAUUAAUUUCAUGGGAGGCAACACCAUAUACAGAGGAGUACAGAGUGGUGGAAAUAGAGACCAGUAACAUAAUAUGCACAACGCCAGGAUUGUCGUGUCAAAUCCCCUUUACAUCCAGCUCCUUUCAAGUGAUCGCUGUUAAUCCAUCAGGAGAAAGCACUCCAGCCUUCCUUUCGGGAUAUAACAGCAUAAGCUCACCAUAAUGCACGAGCCUUGUAAAACAGUUGCUGCUGCCGACCUGUAUAUUCUGCUGAUAAUACUUAUUCAUAAGCUGGCAAAUUCAUGGCAUUGUCAUAUUCACAAUAAAGGAUUUGAUGAAACUGCUUUCGGUCAUAAACAACGAUGGAAACAUUACUUUGAUAUUUUUUAUUUUCCAUUCUUAACUGUUUACCCUGAUGACUCAAAUGUACUAUUGUUUAAUAAAUGUUAUGCUCUGGC
Messenger RNA from Pseudophryne corroboree (corroboree frog), 5814 nucleotides. RefSeq lists its product as uncharacterized. Lineage: Eukaryota; Metazoa; Chordata; Amphibia; Anura; Myobatrachidae. The coding region runs from base 93 to 5579 and encodes 1828 amino acids. The record is from RefSeq and is a predicted model, not a curated record. Gene Ontology annotation, molecular function: protein binding. The transcript has 23 exons.